AGACAGUAACAUCAGGUGCAACACAGUCUUUUUUAAGUCAUACUGUCCAUUCAUUCCCAUUUCCUAUCAGGGAACCAAAGAAAUGAACCCCGACAAAAAUCAACAAGAAACGGAAGAUGUCCAGAGAGCUGAUACAUCCACAGAGCAAAAUACAGAAGUGUAUUACUACUGACGUAACUGAUUUAAAGGUUCAUUUACAAAUAUGACACACUGGUUUCAUCGAAAUCCCUUAAAGGCUACAGCCCCUGCCUCCUUCAAUUUAUAUGGAGUGUCCACAACUACUGCUACAACAAAGAUCUGCAAUGAUCUAAGAAAUACUAGAGCACGUCUGCUGGAGCUACUUACAGAUGCCACCUGUAAUCCAGAUAUGAUGAAAAAUGGAACAGAUGGCUACUUUUCCCUUCUGCAAGGUUUUAUAAGUCCUUUGGAUGGAACAAGUCAAGAAAACAAACUGCGAUUUAUCCUGAAUUUUAAAUGGACAGACACUUUGCAAGGAAAUGUCCCUAGUGCUCAGCAAGAUGCUGUAUUUGAGCUUGUGUCUAUGGCAUUUGAUAUUGCUCUGUGGUAUACUAAAUACGCAUCAAGACUAGCUGGAAAAGAAGAUAUAACAGUUGAUGAAGCUAAGGAUGUGCAUAGAUGUUUAAAAACUGCAGCUGGGAUCCUCACUCAUCUGAAGGGUGUUCAUAUCUCAAGACUUAUUACACCUCCUGAAAAAGGAAGAGAUUUGGAAGCUCGAGUCAUAGAAGCAUUUAUCAUUCAGUGCCAAGCUGAAGCACAGGAAGUCACUAUUGCUAGAGCGAUUGAACUCAAACACAAUGCCGGGCUGAUCUCUGCUCUGUCCUACGAAACAGCAAAUCUUUACCAGAAUGCUGACCAUGUACUUUCAAGUUUGGAUGCAGCCUAUACAGCAAAAUGGAGGAAGUACUUACAACUGAAACAGUGCUUCUACACUGCUUAUGCAUAUUGUUAUCAUGGGCAAGUAUUACUGACGGCUGACAAAUGUGGAGAGGCAAUCAGAUCUUUACAAGAAGCUGAAAAAUUUUACAACAAAUCUGAUAUUCUUUGCAAAGAGUAUGGCCAAACCAAAGGACCAGGAACGACUGCAAAGCCUUCAGAGCACCUUUUUUUUAGGAAACUUGGUUCACUUAUAAAGAACACACUGGAUAAAUGUCAGCGGGAAAAUGGCUUUAUCUAUUUUCAGAAAGUGCCACCUGAAGCACCACAGUUAGAACUAAAGGCUAACUAUGGCCUUGUAGAACCCAUACCGUUUGAGUUUCCAGCCUUGAGUCCACUGUGGACUCCAGAAACAUAUGCUGCAUUUGAUAUCUCCAGAGGGCUGAAGGAAGAAAAGGCCAAGCCUAAACAAGAGGAUGAGGUGAAGCCUAUGAAGGAGCCUGAUAUUAAACCACAGAAGGAUACCGGAUGCCAGAUCUCCUAAAUGGUGAAAGUAAUAAAGGAUCCUGUUUUACCAUCGGCUACAUUUGGCUAUACUGAAAGUCAGUGUAUAGCUGCUUUGUUUUUACAACAGCCAGCUCUGAAUGACACUUCAGAUGUCCCCAAUACCAAAUCCUGAUGUUUCUAAAUCCUUCCACUAAUUCUUUCUUUUGACCAGACAAUUUUUUUGGCCAUUUUGCUGUCCUAAUGCCAGUGGAAUUCUUUGAUAACUCAAGCAGGCAGGAAGCUGUCACUUGUAAUGAAGGUAAAAUCAGAAACAGUAAGGUCUCAGUUAACCAGCACCCAUGGGGAUUGGUAGAUGCCGGAUAACUGUAGUUUCCGGUUGCUUGAGAGUUACUAUUAA
Messenger RNA from Protopterus annectens (West African lungfish), 1798 nucleotides. RefSeq names its product BRO1 domain and CAAX motif containing (gene BROX). The record is from RefSeq and is a predicted model, not a curated record. The transcript is spliced from 13 exons. The coding region runs from base 203 to 1438 and encodes 411 amino acids. Lineage: Eukaryota; Metazoa; Chordata; Ceratodontiformes; Protopteridae.